UAUUUUAAAAACUUAAAAAAAUAUUACAGGGUACAUUUACUAAAUUAAAUUACAAGUUACUCUUGGGUUUUAUUGUGAAGUUUCGAUCAGGUGUUGUAUAAUAUUACAUUAAACAAGUUAUUAUCAAAACCACUGCGUGUCGCUCUUGUACCACUAGCUCCAAAUUCCCGAUGAUCUUUGCCCCUCCUCACUGAAUGAGCACCUCCUUUUUUCUCUCUUCCUUCUCUCUCAUUUUAACCAUCUCUACAUUUAUUCAACUGCUCGACGGGAAAUGUGAAUUUUAAUUUAUUACAUUACUACAUGACGAUGUCUGGCGUGACUUCACUGCUGCAAGUGCCCUGAUAAAAUAUUUUGGAAGCUGUGGAUUUAAAGAUGCAGCUUAAAAUCUGAUAAAGGCUUGGAUUUCUUUUGUCUCUGACUGCUGAAUGUAACGGAUCGUCUUUAACAGGAGGUUGUCUAACUCUCAAUCAUUGAGCUGCAGAUUUCCAAGGAUUAUUUCGUACACACUUGGGCACUUGGACAAUACAUCAUGCUCAUGCAUGCGCAGAAACAUUUAUUUUUGAGCUUUUUCUCUGUUUUGGCGUCUCAUGUAUUGGUGAUUGUUUCUGGACAGAUCAUAUAUAAUGUGUUGGAGGAGGUGAAAGUUGGCACUACUGUUGGAAAUGUAACUAAGGAUAUUAACCUGUCGGUAAAAGAACUAACCUCGAGGGAAUUCCGUAUCGUGUCCAGUGCUAAAAGGCAGCACUUUAGAGUUAAUAAAGAGACCGGCGCCCUGCAGGUGAGUGAACAGAUUGACCGAGAAGAGCUCUGCGCGUCAGCUUCAUCGUGCUCUAUGAAUCUAGAAGCCGUAGUCAAUCGUCCUCUUCAGCUUUACAGGGUAAAAAUAAACAUUAUUGACGUUAACGAUAACUCCCCGUCAUUUCCCGUUAGUUCAACCCAUUUAAAUAUCACCGAGAUCACCGUUGUGGGCGCGCGCUUCCCUUUACAGAGCGCGCAUGACGCAGACAUUGGGGCCAACUCCUUGAAAACAUACAAGCUCGGUUCAAAUGAAUAUUUCUCGCUAGAUACACAGACACACAGUGACAAAACUAUUUCUGCCGAGUUGGUCCUCAUUAAAGCUCUGGAUCGAGAAAAAAAUCCAUUUGUUGACCUUUUAGUUACUGCUAUUGAUGGUGGAUCACCUGCCAGGACAGGGACAUUAAAUAUUAGAGUUAACGUUUUAGAUAUCAAUGACAAUGCGCCUGUUUUUGCUAAGGCAUUGUACAAAGCUUCCAUUGCCGAGCAUUGUGCAAUUGGGACUACAGUUAUCAAGCUUAAAGCCCAAGAUUUAGAUGAUGGAUUGAAUGGAGAAAUAGUGUACUCAUUUAUUAGCCACACGCCUCAGAAUAUUCUAGAUAGGUUUGAGAUUGACCGACAAACUGGAGAUGUUAAAAUAAAACGGGCUAUUGACUAUGAAGAGACAACUGCGUAUGAGAUCCGUGUCCAAGCCACAGACAGGGGUACUGUGCCUAUCUCGGGCCACACCAAACUUUUAGUCGAGGUCUUGGAUAUCAACGAUAACCCACCUACAAUAGCUAUUACGUCUCUUCUUAAUCCAGUCGACGAGAAUGCUGGAAAAGGUACGGUUGUGGCUUUAAUGACGGUAUCUGACCCAGACUCUGGCAAAAAUGGAGCAGUCGUCUGCAGCUUAGCUGGUUUGGGUCCAUUUAAAUUACAGUCUUCCUUCAGAAAUUAUUACUCGCUCGUGUUAGAUGACGUACUUGACCGAGAAAAGAUUACAGAAUAUAACAUUACACUCAUAGCCGAAGAUGAAGGAAUUCCCCAAAUGUCGAGUAAAAAGUUAAUACAUGUACUAGUAGCCGAUGUGAAUGACAAUGCACCUCGCUUCCCAGAAAAGACACAAUAUGCGUACCUGCGAGAAAACGGUAAAGCUGGCUCAUUUGUAUGCACACUUACUGCUACAGAUGCGGACACAGGUGAUAAUGCUCUCAUAACCUACUUUCUGCCACAAACUACAAUCAAUGGCACGUCAGUUUCGUCGUUGUUUAAAAUCGACUCAUUAACAGGCGAGAUAGAAAGCUUGCAGUCUUUUAACUAUGAGGAAAUAAAAACUUUUCAGUUUAAAGUGCAGGCCAUAGACUCUGGUGUUCCUCCACUCAGCAGUAAUGUGAGUGUGAGCGUUUUUAUUCUGGAUGAGAAUGACAACAGUCCUGGGAUUCUCGCGCCCUAUUCUGAGCACGGCUCCGUUAACACUGAGAACAUACCCUACUCUGCUGAAGCGGGAUAUUUUGUGGCCAAGAUCAGAGCUGUGGAUGCUGAUUCCGGUUACAAUGCGCUGCUUUCUUAUCAUAUCUCUGAACCCAAAGGAAACAACUUGUUCCGGAUCGGGAGCAGCAGCGGGGAGAUCAGGACUAAGAGGAGAAUGAGUGACAAUGACCUGAAAACUCACCCGCUGGUCAUUUUGGUUUCUGAUAAUGGAGAACCUUCACUGUCAGCCACUGUGUCUAUUGACAUUGUGGUGGUUGAAAGCACAAGUGACAUUCAGACUACGUUCAAACAUAUAACACCAUUAAAGGAGGAGAGCUUCUCGGAUUUAAAUCUGUACCUGCUGCUCGCCAUCGUGUCGGUUUCAGUGAUCUUUUUACUGAGCCUUAUCAGUUUAAUAGCAGUAAGAUGCUACAGGACAGAGAGCAGUUUCAACAGGUACAGCGCCCCAGUGAUCACCACACACCCUGAUGGGAGCUGGUCUUACUCCAAAUCUACUCAGCAGUACGACGUGUGUUUUAGUUCCGACACACUGAAGAGUGAUGUAGUUGUUUUCCCUGCGCCAUUUCCGCCUACAGAUGGAGAACUGAUCAGUAUUAAUGGAGGAGACACUUUCACCAGAACACAAACUCUGCCUAGUAAUGAGAAGGUAAGAGUAAUUAAUUUUAUUAUGAAGGGAACCAUACAGUUAGUCACCUUGUGGUAUUUGGUGCUUCUUCUGCUUGAGUGCUGCUUGAAAACGGCUAAGGGACAGCUUUCUUACUCCGUGUCUGAGGAGACGAACCCCGGGGCAUCGGUGGGAAAUAUCGCGAAGGAUUUAAACCUUGAUAUUAAGGAGCUGGAGUUACGAAUGUUUCAAAUCGUCACCGGAUCAAAGAGGAAAUAUUUUGAGGUAAACCUAAAGACGGGAUUUCUUUAUGUGAACGAGAAAAUAGACAGAGAAGAUAUUUGUUCUAAAACGCUGAAGUGCACGGUCAGCGUAGAGGCAGUUAUUAACAACCCUUUGAAGCUUUACCGAAUUGAGAUCAAUGUUAUGGACGUUAAUGAUAACGCUCCUACUUUCAGCGAAAAAUCCUUAACACUAGAUAUUGCAGAAAACGCUCUUCCAGGUCUUAGACUCACUCUUCCUCACGCCACCGACUUAGAUGUUGGUAAAAAUACUGUAAGUACGUACAAGCUGAGCCCAAAUGAUUAUUUUUCCUUAGCGACAACGAAAGGAGCUGAGCACAGUGUAUCUGCCGAUUUAGUGCUGCAGAAAGCUUUAGACAGAGAGAAACAGCCUGUGAUACACCUCACACUGACCGCUGUAGAUGGGGGUAGCCCACCCAAAUCAGGGACAUCUCUAAUUGUAGUUAAUGUUUUGGAUAUAAAUGACAAUGCGCCGGUAUUUAGUAGACCACUCUAUAAAACAACCGUUUCUGAAAAUGUACAUGCUGGUACUACAGUUGUAGUGUUAAAUGCCACGGACAUUGAUGAAGGAAUGAACAGAGAAAUUCGCUACUCUAUUAUUAAAAGGGACCAAGAUGAAAUAUUGGAAAUUUUUGAUAUAGAUUCAAAAACAGGGGUGAUAACAGUUAAAGGAAAGAUAAAUUUCGAAGAACACAAUGCAUUUGAAAUCCGUGCGCAAGCCAGUGACAAAGGGCAGCCCCCACUGGCGGCACACUGCAAGGUGUUAGUUGAGGUCCUGGAUCUAAAUGAUAACGCUCCCGAAUUAACAGUGACAUCGCUGCUGCAGAGUGUGAAGGAAGAUGCCAAACCUGGGACUGCUCUUGCACUUGUGUCUGUGACUGAUAUAGAUGGUGGGGAAAAUGGCGAUGUAAAUUGCAUUGUUUCUAACAAAACGCCCUUUAAACUUGAGACAAAUUAUAAGAAUUAUUAUUCUUUGAUAGUAAAUGGUCCUCUGGACAGAGAGACACAUUCUCAAUAUAACGUUACUCUUAUAGCCACAGAUAAAGGGACCCCUCCUCUCUCCAGCAGUGUUGUAAUUACUGUGCACGUUUCUGACGUAAAUGAUAAUGCGCCACGCUUACCAGAGACGGUCAUUAAUGUUUAUGUCAAAGAGAACAGUCAGAUUGGAUCUGUUAUUUACACAGUGUCUGCUUUUGAUCCGGAUGUAGGUGAUAAUGCCAAAAUAACGUAUUCAUUAAUGGAAUAUUCUACUCCUAUAUCAUCACUGGUGAACAUAAACUCUGACAGCGGAGAUAUCCACAGUUUACAGUCUUUUAACUAUGAGGAGAUGAAAACGUUCCAUUUUAAAGUGCAGGCCACAGACUCUGGUGUCCCUCCACUCAGCAGUAACGUGAGCGUGAACGUUUUUAUCCUGGAUGAGAACGACAACAGUCCCGGGAUCCUCGCGCCCUAUUCUGAGCAAGGCUCCGUUAACACCGAGAAUAUCCCCUAUUCUGCAGAAGCGGGGUACUUUGUGGCCAAGAUUAGAGCUGUAGACGCUGAUUCUGGUUACAAUGCACUACUUUCUUAUCAAAUCUCUGAACCAAAAGGAAACAACUUGUUCCGGAUUGGAAGCAGCAGCGGGGAGGUCAGGACUAAGAGGAGAAUGAGUGACAAUGACCUGAAAUCUCACCCGCUGAUCAUUUUGGUGUCUGAUAAUGGAGAGCCUUCACUGUCAGCAACUGUGUCUAUUGAUGUUGUAGUGGUUGAAAACACAGGUGACAUCCAGACUAAGUUUAAACAUGUUCCAUUAAAGGAGGAGAGCUUCUCGGAUUUAAAUCUGUAUCUGCUGAUCGCCAUCGUGUCGGUUUCAGUGAUCUUUUUACUGAGCCUCAUCAGUUUAAUAGCAGUAAAAUGCUACAGGACAGAGAGCAGUUUCAGCAGGUACAGCGCCCCAGUGAUCACUACACACCCUGAUGGGAGCUGGUCUUACUCUAAAUCUACUCAGCAGUACGACGUGUGUUUUAGCUCCGACACGCUGAAGAGUGACGUAGUGAUUUUCCCUGCGCCAUUUCCGCCUGCAGAUGCAGAACUGAUCAGUAUUAAUGGAGGAGACACUUUUACCAGAACACAAACUCUCCCUAGUAAAGAGAAGUUGGGAUACUAA
Molecule: messenger RNA, 5320 nt
Organism: Astyanax mexicanus (Mexican tetra)
Lineage: Eukaryota; Metazoa; Chordata; Actinopteri; Characiformes; Acestrorhamphidae
Exons: 3
Coding region: 530-5320 (1596 amino acids)
Biological process (GO): homophilic cell-cell adhesion
Cellular component (GO): plasma membrane
Molecular function (GO): calcium ion binding
Source: RefSeq, a predicted model, not a curated record